This is a messenger RNA of Triticum aestivum (bread wheat), 702 nucleotides long. Its product is annotated as em protein-like. The transcript is spliced from 2 exons. The coding region runs from base 117 to 398 and encodes 93 amino acids. Gene Ontology annotation, cellular component: cytosol. Gene Ontology annotation, biological process: response to abscisic acid. Lineage: Eukaryota; Viridiplantae; Streptophyta; Magnoliopsida; Poales; Poaceae. The record is from RefSeq and is a predicted model, not a curated record.
CUACCUCCUCCAUCACCAGCAUCAAACAAGCAACCACAAGCACCGCACAAGCUGAAGCGGUAGAGCACACACGCUCCCUUCCAGUUGAGGUCGAAGUAGCUAGCGAGGAGUGAGCGAUGGCCUCCGGUCAGCAGGAGAGGUCGCAGCUGGACCGCAAGGCCCGCGAGGGCGAGACCGUCGUCCCCGGCGGUACCGGCGGCACCAACCUCCAGGCGCAGGAGAACCUCGCCGAAGGGCGCAGCCGCGGCGGGCAGACGCGCAAGGAGCAGAUGGGGGAGGAGGGGUACCGCGAGAUGGGGCGCAAGGGCGGGCUGAGCACCAACGACGAGUCCGGCGGCGAGCGCGCCGCCAGGGAGGGCAUCGACAUCGACGAGUCCAAGUUCAAGACCAAGUCCUAGAUGAUCCGUUAGCCUAGCAAGCAAGACGACUGCUUAGUUGGUUGGUUUACCUUGCAGGAUGAAUAAUGUAGGUCAGGGAUCCUGACGUGUGCACGCAUGUAGGAGAUCAUAUGUACUAGAUCAUGUGUGCUUGGUGGUUAAUAGUAGCCGGUAGUCCGUACUAGGUACUGAUGGUCAGUCAGAGUCGUGUGUCCGUGUCAGUCGGAAGUGUGGUUGUGGCUCCGGCGGCUGGUCCGGCCUCUCUUCCCACCAGCUUUCCGCUGUAUCCUUGUGUUUCCAGUAAUGUAAGUCGUCGUUGCUGAAA